This is a messenger RNA of Heterobilharzia americana, 2373 nucleotides long. Lineage: Eukaryota; Metazoa; Platyhelminthes; Trematoda; Strigeidida; Schistosomatidae. The record is from the annotation of a GenBank genome assembly.
AAAUAAGGUAAAUCAAUGAUAAAAAGCAUACCGCUAGCAAGUGAAACGCUUAAAGUGGUCAUAGUGUAAAUGAAGUAGAUUCAAUCUAAUUAUUACCAUAAUCAUCAAUAGUCUGAUUCAUACAGAUAUCAAACAUAAAAUGACUACGUCUUCUUCCACUUCAAUGACAAUGUUUUCCUUGAGUUAUUUAGGCAAUUCAAUUAUCCAGAAGUCAAAUGAUUGUGAAUUAGAAACAAUUUAUGAAUUGCUUAUUGAUUAUUAUCUGAAAUUUCUUCAACAAGUAUCUGCUUUUACAGCAUCUUCAAUAAAUAAUUCAGAAGUUGUAUCUUAUAAAACAAUACUGACAAAUAACUAUGACAAUGUGAUAUUAGCUAUUGGUAAUGGUCAUGUUCUUAUUAAAUCAUUGGAUUAUAAAGAACAUAACAAAAAAGAUGCAAGAUUGAAGAAAACUUCUGGAUCUAUGCCGAUUGAUGAAAACUUUUCUGCUUCUGAGUUGACCUAUUUCAAUUGUUAUUACUUUGAAGUUGUAACACCUGUUGGAAGUAACAGCAUGACGAAUACAAAUAAUAUGAAUAAUCAGAACAGGAAGCAUGAUAUAUGUUAUGCUUAUUUUCGUCGCAUUAUUGAUACAAGACGCUGUAUACCUGAGGAUGCGCUGAUCAGAUUAGACAGUCAAAUUACUAAUUGGUUAUUAUGCAAUCGUACAGUAACACGUCCACCAUUAAUCUACUUUAUGGUUCCACGUUUAACGUCAAAUGGUGUAAAUUGUUUAGCUUGUUAUGUGUUUCUAGCAGAAAGUGUACAAAUUGGGCUGAAAAUUUUACGUUGUUUCUCAGAAUUGCGUAAAUCCCACCUUGAAACAAAAUUCAUGCCAAGUAGACAAUGUAAAUACGAUAAGUCAAAACCUCUUCAAAAUAAAAUUAUACAUAGCAAGUCAAAAAAUGCCAGUGAUAAGUUGAAUGAAAAUCAAUUUGAAUGUCAGACAGAAAGCUUAAAUAAUAUAAAACAUCAUUGUGAAUAUCAUCAGCGUAAUUCAGGGUGUCAAGAGUCACCAUUAUUAUCACCAAGAGCUACAAAAUCGCACAUCGAUCUGUUACAUCGUUUCAACUAUCCAUCUAUAUCACAAACAUCUAUGAAUAUUAUGUGCCCACAAUGUAAUUUAAAAUGUUGUCCUAUUCAUUCUAGUCUAUGUGAACUUCAUCGAUCAAAGUUAAUUCAAAUGAAACUUGGUAAUGAGGCAAUGGAUUAUUAUUAUAACAACCAUUCAAAAUAUCAUAAUAAAUGUAUGAAACCUUUUGAUAUGCCAAGACCAAAUAUCUCGAUCAGAGAUAGUUCAGUACCAGCGAGAUUAGAGCAUAAAAUGAAUCAUUUACGCAUUGAUCCAUGUGUUAAAUUGUGUCCACUAUGUCAACAUUCAGUUAAAACUGAUUGUGAAAAAUCUGAACACUUUAGUAGAAAUCGUUAUCAAAAUAAAAUUGAUGAGCGUACAAGAUCAGGCUACAGAUAUUAUCGGUCCUGUUCACCUUCACGUUAUAUUAACACAAAGCCUAGAGAUAAAACAAACUAUUAUCAUGCACAUUUAGGUGGGUCGUUGGAACUGAUCCCUUAAGAAUAGAAACACUUUUGAACUAACACUGAAUUCUGUUCCUCUCGUCUUUGAAUUCAAAAGGAUCCAAAACGGUUGAAAUUUAUGUUUUUAUAAUAGUUUAAGAUUUCUAGACACUUUCUAUCAUAUAUUUUCAAUAUUACAAUAAACUAAGCUACAUUAUGUGUGCUCCAUUGUCUCUAAUCAACAGUACUGCUUUACAAUUUCAAAUGUGUAAGUUAAAAGCAUACAUACCUGAAGCAGGCAAACUUAUCCUACUUAGUGAUGGAAGUAUAGGCUAUGUGAUUUCCAUAAAGUGGAUGCCUUGAGUAUUCAUAUCGCUUUGAUAUGAUAGUGAGUGUUAGUGUGAUUUCCGACAUAUGCUACAUAAAAGAUACUGAUUCCACAGCAUGUCAGAUUGUUGAUAAUUUGAUACCUUAUUGUUAUAAAAUCACGUUUCAGAUUGUUUGUUCAGUUGAUAUUCAGAAUUUAGACAUAACUUCGCUUUGGUAAUCAGUUAGCAGUUCUGACCAGUGUACCAAUUUAUUCUUCAAUAAUUCUGUAUUAAAGAUGGGAGAUCUUUUUCAGGUUUUUAGUUUCUAAUGACUGCGUCACAGAAUAAACUCUCAGUGAUGGUUAACUCAUACUGAUUUGUCCUCUAUAUUUUUAUUGCAUUACUCACGUAAUCUCUUCAAAAGUUUACCACUUUUAUAUCUCAUUGGUAGCAAUUUUUCAUCAAAUGAUGACCACAUUUCAGUAAAGCCAAAUAUACUUGAAUUUUGAUGGUU